GGACCCAGCCUUUAGGUGCCCGUUCGCUGCCUGCGCGGCCUUUGAUUGGUGCGUUGCCUGGGUUCGUGGGCCUUCUCUGUUAGCUGUCCUUGCAGUGCCUGCUGGUCCCCAGCUGCUGAGGAAGCUGUAGGCAUUGCGGUUUCGCCAUUGCUUUGAUUCCCGGACGUUCCUGCGAGUGUCCCACCAGACCUCCCCCUCACAUUACCCUUGGCAGCUCUUCCUUAGACCGGCAGCAUGUUGGAGGAAGCAGGAGAGGUGUUUGAUAAUAUGCUAAAGGCGUCAUUCCCGCUUACCUUCAUCGUCUUCAUCCCUGCCGUGCUGCUCCUCGUGUCCCCGCUGCAGGCCGAUGCUGCUCAUGAGUUCACCGUGUACCGCAUGCAGCAAUACGACCUGCAGGGACAAAGCUACGGUACUCGCAGUUCUGUACUGAACACAGAGGCUCGUACAGUAGAGGCAGACCUUCUGAGUCGGCGAUGUGUGCUUAUGCGCUUAGCAGACUUCUCCUAUCAGCAGUAUCAGAAAGCACUUCGUCAGUCAGCGGGUGCAGUGGUCAUAAUCCUGCCUCAUGAAAUGGCAGCCCUGCCACAAGAUAUAGUGCAGCAAUUCAUGGAUAUAGAGCCAGAGAUGCUUUCUAUGGAGACUCAAGUACCAGUAUACUUUGCAGUGGAGGAUGCAGAGCUUAUAUCCAUAUAUGAACAGACUCUUGCAGCGUCUGCAAAUCAGGGCACCUCUUCUGCUGCUGAAGUACUUCUUCAUACUGCCACUGCCAAUGGUUUCCAGAUGGUUACUAGUGGAUCCCAGAGUAAGGCUGUUAGUGAUUGGCUUGUAACCAGUGUGGAGGGACGUUUGACUGGUCUUGGCUCCGAAGACCUUCCUACCAUUGCCAUUGUUGCUCACUAUGACUCCUUUGGAGUUGCUCCGUGGCUGUCAUAUGGUGCCGAUUCCAAUGGAAGCGGGAUGGCUGUCCUUCUGGAGCUGGCACGUCUCUUCUCUCGACUCUACACCUACAAGCGAACACAUGCCAGUUACAAUCUGCUGUUUUUCGCAUCAGGAGGAGGAAAGUUUAAUUAUCAGGGAACAAAGAGAUGGUUAGAGGAUCAUCUGGAUCACACAGAUUCUAGCCUACUUCAAGACAAUGUGGCCUUUGUACUUUGUCUGGAUACAGUUGGAAGUGGAAACAGUUUGCACCUCCAUGUUUCCAAGCCUCCCAAAGAGGGCACCUUGCAGCAUACUUUCCUCAAUGAGCUGGAAAUGAUCAUCUCCAAUCAGUUCCCUGAAGUGAAGUUUUCCAUGGUUCAUAAGAAGAUCAACCUGGCUGAAGAUACUUUGGCCUGGGAGCAUGAGCGUUUUGCUAUCCGAAGACUUCCCUCUUUCACCAUCUCUCACCUAGAUGGACAUCGCAGUGGCCAUCGAAACAGUGUGCUGGAUCUCAGGUGGAAAGUAGACACAGAUGUCUUAGCGCGUAACACGCGUAUUAUGGCUGAGGCUUUAACCCGAGUCAUUUAUAAUCUAACAGACAAGGGUGCCCCAGCUGACCUACAGAUUUUUUCACAGCAGAUGCAAGUCCAGAAGGAAGAGCUAGAUGCACUGAUGCAGUGGUUGACCAUCCAGCCCCGGGCUGCACAGCUAGUAGAUAAAGACAGCACUGUAAUCAGCACUCUGGAGUAUUACAUGAGCAGAUACUUGAAGGAUGUGAAACUUUAUCAUGUGAAAGCUGACAAAAGAGACCCUGAAUUUGUGUUCUAUGACCAGCUGAAGCAAACCAUGAAUGCAUACCGGGUGAAGCCAGCAAUAUUUGAUCUCCUCUUAGCUGUUUGCAUUGCAGCAUACCUUGGCCUUUCUUAUUUUGCAGUUCAGAACUUUGGAGUUCUUUACAAACUGGUCCAAAGAGUUUCUUGGAAGCCCAAACAGGCUUGAGAACACAUUCCUAAGCUGCUGAAAGUCUGAUGGUCCAGGAUUUUUUUUUUUCUUAAGCACUGGAGUUUGAAGGUCAUCAUAAACUCUGUUGCAUGGAUAUCAACUGUAUCAUCACCCUUUUCUUUUCUAAACUGCGUAAAACACAAUGGAAUGUGCUCGCUAGACCUGGUGGUGCUGUGUCGCAGUUUACGUCCAUGUGAAAUGGACCUCUCGUUGCGGGUACUCAGGAUGAAUAAAAUGUGGUUUCAAUAUUUAUACCAGGGAAUCCCCCACCAUUUUGCCUUUCUUUUGAUUUUGUUUUAAAUCAUGCACUGACUUCCUCCCUGUUAAUUCCUUGGUCAAUAAUGUUUAAUUAAAAUACGGAUUGAUGGAUAAUAUUAAACAAU
Messenger RNA from Nanorana parkeri, 2303 nucleotides. RefSeq names its product nicalin (gene NCLN). Gene Ontology annotation, biological process: regulation of signal transduction. The coding region runs from base 235 to 1917 and encodes 560 amino acids. The transcript is spliced from 15 exons. Lineage: Eukaryota; Metazoa; Chordata; Amphibia; Anura; Dicroglossidae. The record is from RefSeq and is a predicted model, not a curated record. Gene Ontology annotation, cellular component: endoplasmic reticulum membrane.